UUCUCCUCUUCAACCUCCAUUCUCCCUCUCUCCCUUCUUCUCUUCUCUCCUCUUUCCCCUCCCCCACUCUUUCGUGUCCUUCCUCCCCCUUCUCUGAAUAACCAAGCUCUUUUGCUUCCGAGGAGAGAGAGAGAGAGAGAGAGAGAGAGAGAGAGAGAGAGAGAGAGAGAGAAGAGAGAGAGAGAGACUGGAAGCCAGGAGGGAAUCUGGUACAUCUGGGAGUGGAAACUUGAUGCUUCUGGGCCCUGAUUUGCCAAGGCCUCGCCAAAGACGCCUAAAGGAGCCCGUUUGUGUGCUGUGGCCACGGUCUGCUGUGACUGGAUCUUGUCCUCUGCCUGGCUCCUCGAUUUCCGUCCGGCUGAAUUUGGGACCAGCACUGCCUGUCGCAGACAAAUCAAAUGAGACUUCAAAGAAGCAUAAAAUGAACAGACUAUUCAAUCAAACAAAGACCGGGGCAGCAGUACGCCAGCAAGACUGCAUCUUCUCCCCGCCUAGAAGUCCUGAGAAAUCGAGGAUCCCCCUUAAAACAUUCACAUACAAGAUAUGUGCAAUCAAGCUGCCGGCACUUGGUAAAAAGCUCCUGAUGCCUAAGCCAAUGAUCCGGAGCAGAUCUUUGAAUCAGCUGUCACUUCUAUAGAAUGGGAUUUCCCCCUUCUUCCUCUUUAACCAGCGUUGGAAACUGCCAAUGGCUUUAUACGACUCAGUAGAAGAAGGUUAAAGAAUCUAACGGGAGAAUGAAGCAAUUUACAAUGCAAAUAGAUGCCUGUGAAGAGACGGACGCUGCUGCUCUCCCCCCUCCCCCCAACAGCUUGCUGCACCUUAGUCGCUGGUCUUAUUUUAUGAUACUAAUAGAUGAAUUGUUGGCUAACGAUGCUGGAGCUUACUUACUGGAAGGGGAAAAAAAAAAGUUUGGAAUAAACUCUGAAUGCAACAGAUCUCAUUUGGAUGUUCUAGCCGCACACACUCAGACAGAAACCAGGUCCUGUUGACGUGAAAGGAGAAUCUUAAAGGCGGCAAGUAGCCCGGAGGACGACACUUCCCUAAAAGCCAAAAGGAGCCGGAUCUGGAGUCCAGCCAAAGGAAGCCGGCCUUGUGAGGGAAGCGAGUUGUUAUCUUUGGUUAUCUAGCUGUAUGAGUGUAUUGGUCUUCAUAAAGCUAGAUAACCGAAAGUAAAAACUCCUUCAAGAUCACCGAGGAGCGCUCCGGAAAGAAAGACUGCACCCAAGAGACAGUAAAAACCAGAAAGGUCAGGAAUGCUUAUUGAAUCUAACUUUUCGUGUCUUAUGAUUGAAAGUGGGAAGCUAAGUAACACACGUAUUGAAAUCUAAAGGGGCCAGGUUUUGAGGGGGGCUGUUCGACUGGAGAGGAGAAUUGUGUAGUGCUCUUUCUGGGGUGAAGAUGCAUGUAUUUUCUAUAUCGUUCUAUUUUGAAGCAGACGUUUACAUAUGAGAUUUUUUUUCCCCUUAGAAAGCUGUUAUAGCGAUGCCUGGUACCUCGUUUUUUUUUAAAAAAAAUAUUUCAUAAUUAUGUAGAUUUGGGCAGUUCCCAUCUGAGGUCCCCUCCCUCAAGUUUGAAGCUUGUGCCUGGAAACUUUCUAUGUAUUUGGGUGUGUACAUCAAAUUCUGUGAAGUUAGACUUUCAGUAAAGCUUAUCCUGGAAGGUUAAUAAUUUAUAUCUACCGAGGACUUAGAGCUAGCAGGGAAAGGGGAUGGGGGCAAAGGCUGAUUUUUAUUCUUCUAUUCAAAAUACAAGGACAGAUGCUUCUCUGUUCCAAGAGGGUUUCCUUGAGGAAGCUACUGAAGCAGAAAGACAUGAUGGAGACGAGAUCGCCUCCCCUCUUGUCAAAGUGUUAAAAAACUGUUCUGUCUUACUCUGCGCCUAGCAUUGGAAAUGAAAGUGACAUUUACGCCACA
This is a messenger RNA of Arvicanthis niloticus (Nile rat), 1913 nucleotides long. The record is from RefSeq and is a predicted model, not a curated record. NCBI's taxonomy places the organism in Eukaryota, Metazoa, Chordata, Mammalia, Rodentia, Muridae.